CUCGCGGCGUCGAGCGAGAGUUCCUCAAAGUGCGGGAUAUCCUUGCUGAGCUCUAAAAACCCCGAAAAACCCAGCCCGAAAGCGCGCGCAAAUAUGUGAGGUUAUGUUUACGCCCCGAAAUCAAAACAAACCUAGCCCAAACAAAGAAAAAAAAAAUAAAAAAUGGAGGGCCUGAAGGUUUUCGCCGCCCUCCACCUCGAUAAAUUGCCGGCCCCCUGGGUGACCGCGAUGUGGGAGGGGCAGUUCCUCGUCUUCGAGGCGAUCCCCGAGGAUUACGUCCCCCAGGUCGAGUCGGCCGGCGGCGACCUCGACGCGAUCCUCGGGGACGUGAUAAAACACGUGAAGCGAUCGUUGGGGGGGAAAAAACGGGCUGACCCUGGGGAUCCCCAGGAGUCGGGCUCCUCGUGGCAGACGCUCACCUCCGCGAGGGUGGAGCCGCGGCCGCUCCUGGCGCUCCUCGGGAGUCUGAUAAAAACGGGUCAGGAUCGCGAUUACGACGAGGACGCGCGUCAGUCCUGCCUCCUGGGGACGCGCCUCUACCUGACGCUGUUGGCGGUCCCCGGGAGUUCGGUUUACGAGGUGUUCCACGAGAAUCUUUUUCAACUCGCGUUGGACACGUUCAAGCUCGCGGAGGGGCUGAUCGCCCCGGUGAAGAGGUCGAGGGCCCCCCAGGACCUGGGGGACCUCUACGAGGAGGAGGACAGCCUCCCGGCUCUGAGUAACGCGCAAAAGCAGAAUUUGACGAGAAGUUUGAAUACCAUCAUGUACGAGACGAUCGUCUUCCUCGGGGAGUUCAGCCUCCUGGACCUGCCGCGGUCCCUCGAGGCGGUAGUCGCGGCGCUCGUUGAUGUGACGAAGCUCGGAGGGGACUCUAACGUUCAAACCCCGAGGAAGAACGCGAGCCCCCCCGCCACCCUGGGCACCCUGACCCACAACGCGUACGUCGCGCUGACGGCCGCCUGUCACCCGCGCCACGGCCCCAUCCCCAUAACGAUUAAACUCAUCAUCAAGAAGGUCCUGGUGUUCAUGACCCAGAACUGCUACAACGAUCUCAACGCGAAGCUCCUGGCUACCGUUCGAAAAACGACGAUUCACUUUUUAUCGAGCCUCGUCGAGCCGCACCAGGAGGCGGUGGAGGCGGGGAUCCUCAUCCUCAUGAACCAGAUCAUGAUCCACUGUUCUAAGAUCGCGGAGGACCGUCGCAAGGAGGUCUCCAUGAUCAUCGAUCUCCUGAGGAUCCUGAGGACGAGAAAGUCCCGGGACGACAUCUGCGGGGACUUCCUCAGGUGCUCCCACAACAGCAAGAUCACCUGGAGGAUCUUCGCCCAGGAGAUUCUCAACAAGUACCUGAAGAUGUCAGACGACCUGGGAAGUGUCGAGGGCCGGAACCUGAGGAAGAUUCUCCUGGGGACGGUGCUGUGUCACUGCAACGACGUGUCGAGUCUCGUCAGGGCGAAAUGCGUCUCGACCCUCUCGGAGUACACGGAGGACCCGGAGAACCUCUUCGUCAGAGACUUGUUCACGAGGCGCGAGGAAGGAGGGGACAUCCCCGUUUUCGAGGAGCUCGAGGAGGCGAUGGCCAACCUCUCAGAGGACCUGGACAUCCUCCCCGAGGCCGACGCCAUGAUCUCGAUGUUGACGGAACGAGUGGAAGACGAGAGAGCGGCCGUCCGCAUCUCCGCGAUUCAAAUCCUCCAUAAUUUCGUGAAAGUUAACGAGCAUAUCCUGACGAGGAUCAUCGACAUCAUCUCCGAGCACUGCCGGGACCCCACGAUGACCGUCCGCAUCCGGGCGAUCCAGGUCCUCACCUCUCUGUUUCAAUCAUUCCCCCGUCACGAGAGCUUCUGCACGACCUGGGUGAAGUCAGUGGUCCCCCAGGUGUUCGACGUCGAGGUCAACGUCCAGGUGGAGGCCCUGAAGGCGCUGGAGUCCCUGACCCUCAAGAGGAUAUCCCCCCCGGGUGAAAACGUAGAGCUGCCCUGGAGGGUUCUGAAUGAAUUAACGAGAAACAAGAUGAGGAAGCACCUGGCGAAGGCCUGCGACGCUUGGACAGAGUCCGGAAGCCUGACCAACUCGAUCCUCAAGAGCAUAAAGUCUCAAAUCGGUUCGGAAUACAACAUCGAGGCGUGGAUAUUCCUCUCCGCCGUCUCCGAGAGUCAAGUCCUCGAGGACAUGCAGCAGCACUUCCGGGGGUACGAGGACUUGUUCGAAGCGGACGACUUCCUGGAGCCCGUUUUCGAGGUCCUGAGAAGCUGCUGUUUGACGUUCGAGCAAAACUUCCUGGAGAAGAUGCUGCGGGUGUUCCUGAGGCACCUGCAGGAGUUCCGGAUCCACGAGAGGUUGAUCAGUAUAUCCCUGGACAUCGUUCACCAGGUCUCGGAUUUCCUGAAGCCCACGGGGGAGGGGUUCGUCAGACCCUUCGAGGACGAGAUGACGGACCUCCUGGAGGCCUCCGAGAUGAUCAUCUCCUCGAUAAUCCAUCACGAAACCUCCGGGACCACCUGCAUAAGGGCGAUCUACACCCUGGGCUAUACUUCCUUACUCUGCCCAAAGGAGGUCUCCCUCUCGGUCUUGAGAAUCCUCCAGGGUCUCCUCGUCUCCCCGGAGACCAUCCCCACGUGGUUCACCAGCCCCAAGCGUCUCCAAGCCUGCGCAAUAGUCGCCCUGGGCCAGCAAUCCAUGCGUAAAGAAGCCAUCGCGCACGAAAUGAUGACCAUCUUCGCGCAGCUCCUCUGCACCAGGUCCUCAGAUGACGCCUCUGAAGACGCCGCCAUUCGCGUCAACGCCGCCAAAGCUCUGGCAGACGUCGCCACGAGGUUCACCUCCCUCGUCGAGCCCCACCUCCCAGAUAUCUGCGUUUCCAUGAAGGACGGCAAUCCCAUCGUCAGGGAAGCCAUCGUAGUCAUCUUCAUUCAACUCCUGGUGGAGGACUACAUCAAGGUCAAGGGCACCUUCUUCUUCCACAUCCUGACAAUGCUGGCGGACCCUGAGAAGACUAUCCGCGAGAUGACAGUCUUCCUGAUCAAGGAGAGGCUCCUCAUGAAGAACAAGGAGCUCAUCUCCCAGCAGUUCCUGGAGGCCAUCUACCACUACAACGACUUCGAGACCAACAACAAAUUCUGCAAGCGGACCCUGAGGGAUCACGAGAAGGUGGCGCUGGUCCUCAGCGGAGGGGACAACGCCGCCAAUCGCAGACUCAUCUACGAUUUCAUGCUGGAGAACCUCGACGUGGCAGGAAAAUCGAAAUUGCAUCAGGUCCUGACGACUCAGAUCUUCAAUAAUUUUCUGAGUGGAAACUUCAAGGUCACGAAGGGUCAGGCCCUCUGCGUCCUGAGAGACGCUCUCUACGUUGUUUCGAGCGUUCACCUGCAAGUGGGGGGUGGGGGGCGGUCCCAGGGGGAUGAUGAGGAGGAGGUGGAGGGAGGGAGGGUCAGCGGUUCCACGAAUGUUCAUCUGGAGAAGACGAAGAAGCACAGGGUUUCGGUUUUGCUGCCUAAGUUGGCGGAACUGAGGCGCAAGUUGACGAAGACCGAGGUGGAGGGGGACGUGGGGAGGGCUUUUGUCAAGAUUGCCGGGGAGUUCGGGAAGGAUCAGUUGACUGGACUGUUCGCCGAGUUCCCGGGGGUUGAGGAGGAGAUGGAGCGUUGCAUCAGAUUGUAUGGAAAGAGAGGAGAAGUGGAUGAUGAAGUUGAUGAGUCCUCGCAACCACUCGGGGAAUCGACGCCAAUUAAACAGAAGCAUUUAUCACUGAGGGGCAGAAGCCCGCGGAUAGUUCUGAGAAGACUCUCGUCGCUGACUUAUCCAGGUCUCAAUCAUUCCGCGAAGCCGAGGGAGAGGGACAUGAGCAGAACUAUUUCCAGUCCAGUGGUCGUCUUGAGUGACUGCGUGCGGGAUCUUAAUUUAAUUAACGCGCCGCAGUCCUCGGGAGGUGCAGCACGAGAGGCCGAACGGGAGGCGAGGUGAUGGGGUAAAAAACAUGAGUUGAAUAUAGUUUUAAUGAAUGCUUUUGAUUGGGAUGGGAUUAUGGGGAGAAGGAGUAGG
Messenger RNA from Diachasma alloeum, 4041 nucleotides. RefSeq names its product condensin-2 complex subunit D3. The transcript is spliced from 3 exons. Bases 163 to 3963 code for a protein of 1266 amino acids. Gene Ontology annotation, molecular function: histone binding. NCBI's taxonomy places the organism in Eukaryota, Metazoa, Arthropoda, Insecta, Hymenoptera, Braconidae. Gene Ontology annotation, biological process: mitotic chromosome condensation; meiotic chromosome condensation. Gene Ontology annotation, cellular component: condensed chromosome, centromeric region. The record is from RefSeq and is a predicted model, not a curated record.